UAUGUUCGCCAACGAGCUCAUUACAUCUAUCAAUUGCUUGCUCUACGCAGAUGAUGUUGUACUGAUUGCCACCAAGGAAACUCUUCAACCUCUUCUCGACCAAUGUGUUGAACAUAGCCUGACACUAGGGCAUCGAUGGAAUCCUCGGAGUUCCUUUCAAGGCAAAAAGCCUCUUUAGCUCUAAAGGCUUGGUGAAAGCAGGUGCUGCUAAAGUUCGUGCCACAAUGGCUAUGCUUGCUUCAAUUGGUGCUAACAACCGUGGCUUCUUUAAUCAGCUCUCCUGUCGGCUCUAUCGGCAAACGGUUCGCCCACAAAUGGAAUAUGAACUGGCAAUUAUGCUUUUGACAAACACCCAGACUACAGUAUUGGAGCAAGCCCGAGAUUACUGCCUGAGGACCAUUUUCGGCGGAUCUAAAACUGCAUCAACAAAGGUAAUGAAGCAUCUAUUGAAUCUGCCCACAAUGCGUGAACAAAGUGAAAUCCUUCAAGUAAAAUUUGUACUGCGUGUUCUCUCUCUGCAAUAAGACACUCUUAAGACCUUACCGCUUCGCACUGGCACAAAC
Messenger RNA from Gilbertella persicaria, 563 nucleotides. RefSeq lists its product as uncharacterized. NCBI's taxonomy places the organism in Eukaryota, Fungi, Mucoromycota, Mucoromycetes, Mucorales, Choanephoraceae. The annotation marks the transcript as partial. The record is from RefSeq and is a predicted model, not a curated record. The transcript is spliced from 3 exons.